This is a messenger RNA of Gadus chalcogrammus (walleye pollock), 1323 nucleotides long. RefSeq names its product piggyBac transposable element-derived protein 4-like. The transcript has 2 exons. The coding region runs from base 151 to 927 and encodes 258 amino acids. NCBI's taxonomy places the organism in Eukaryota, Metazoa, Chordata, Actinopteri, Gadiformes, Gadidae. The record is from RefSeq and is a predicted model, not a curated record.
UUAAGGACGGGAAAGCGUUUGCGUCGUUUUUCUAAUAUAUUCGGUUUUUGCCCAAAGUGUCGGCCUCUGGGCCAAUGAAAUGCAUCAGAAUAGACACAUAUAGGUGUCAACUUGUUCCUCGUGAGUUUAGUUCAGAAAUUUAUUCAAGCUAUGGCGGAAUUUGAGACUGAAGAAUUUUCUGACGGUAGCGAUUUCGAGGAGUUUCUCGGCUUCGAAGAUGUUGAUGAGGCCGAGUACUUUGAUGACGAAUACGAACCGAUUGACCGGGAAUUAUGGUUAAGGCACAUGUUCGUGAAUGACGACGACGAGGAAGAAGAAGAUGAUUUAGGGGAGUUUGAGGGUUUCCAGACCAACUGGAAGACGGACAACUACCAUCGAAAUCGACGGAGUGCCUUCAACAGGACACCAGGGGUGAAGCUCGAUUUGCCUCAAGAUGCCACACCGCUACAGGCAUUUGAGAAGAUUUUUAAGGAGGAACUUUGGACACAUCUCGUCACAGAGACAAACAGAUAUAGAGACCAGGUUGAACAAACACCGACCAGAGCGAAGACGGCAAGGUGGUCUCCGGUAACUGUGCCGGAGAUUAAGACCUUUAUUGGUAUCUGUAUGGGAAUGGGGCUGCUUGUGUUGCCGGUGCGAAGAGAUUACUGGCGACAGAGUAAGAAUCUCUUUCGGACGCAAUUCGCCAGAAAUAUGUCCCGGGACAGAUUUGCGGCCAUCUGGAGGUAUCUACACCUCCAGGACAACCAGGCAGCAGUCAACAGAGAUGACAAGAUGUGGAAAAUGCGCUGGUUCCUAGAUUACCUCCUGGCUCAAUUCCAGGCACUUUAUGAGGUGGAUGGCAACGUGUCUCUGGAUGAGAGCAUGAUUAAAUUCAAAGGGCGUCUCUCCUUCAGCCUACAAAGUGGGGUAUCAAGGUGUGGGUAAUGGCUGAGAGCGCCACUGGAUAUGUGACCAACUUCCAGGUCUAUGCUGGUCGUGAAGGGUCAGGAGAGAAGGGCCUGGCACAUCGUGUGGUUAUGGAUUUAGCCAGACCAUAUUACGGCUCUCACCUGUCCAUCUACAUGGACAAUUUUUACACCGGGGUAGGUCUCUUGGAGGAGAUGAGGACCCAUGGCCUGUAUGCUUGUGGCACUGAUCGUGCCAACCGGAAGGGAUCCCAAAGAGUGAGCUGCUUCGAAAGAAAACCUAGCUCAACAAGCACGAAUACAGGGUCGCUCAGAUGGACGACCUCACAUUUUGUAUUUGGCAAGACACAAAGACGGUCAUGGUGUUGUCCAACCACCAUGACCCAACUGAGAAGGGGACCGUAAACAGGAGAAA